This is a messenger RNA of Grus americana (Whooping crane), 1748 nucleotides long. RefSeq lists its product as uncharacterized. The record is from RefSeq and is a predicted model, not a curated record. Lineage: Eukaryota; Metazoa; Chordata; Aves; Gruiformes; Gruidae. The transcript is spliced from 12 exons. Bases 7 to 747 code for a protein of 246 amino acids. Gene Ontology annotation, molecular function: calcium ion binding.
CAUCACAUGCAGACACCAGUGCUGGAAAAGCCACUGCUAAACACAAAUAUCAAACCUCCUCUCUACCCCUUUCCUGGUGUGACUGCUGGAGAUAUGGUGUCUUUGGGAGAAAGGAAUGAAGAGCUCUUUGAUCUGGUUGCUGCCCUGGCAUCUCAAGAGAACGACACAGUACUGCAAUCCCAGCACCAUCCUGGAGAUGUGCUGUUUGAAGUAACUAUUGAAAUCAAACCCAAGGACUGGAUUCCUCAUGGUGGAAGUGAGCUCCAGAAGGAUCUUCUUGAAUCUAUGAAGAACCAUAUCCAGGAAAACCUGAAACUUUCUGCCAACAGAGUCAAUGAAAUAAAGUUAAAGGAAAUCAAAAGGAUGAGCAGUGCCAACCUGCUGCUCACCUUCUGGCUGCACCUGAAGCCAGAGGAGAGAAAUGUGUCUCUGCUCCUGCGCUCCCAGCUGGAGGAGCUGCUUGGCACCUCAGUAGGAGUGGAGAAGCUGCAGCUUGUCUCGCUGCUUGUUGAAGAUGUGAACGAGUGCAGUGCUGGGGUCAGCCUCUGUGGGGAGGAGGCAGAUUGCUUCAAUGGCGUGGGCACGUACCUCUGCCGCUGCAAAAAGGACUACGAAGAUCAUUCUCCCACCAAGUCUGGCACCCUCUGCAUCCGUGCUCCCCGAUCAGGUAAGACAGAACAAGAAAAGUUGAGUCCUGUGGAAUACUGUUUGCAGUUUCUGUUGAAACCUACAGUAAAAGGCACAUAAUUCAGCAUAUCCUGGACAUAAGCAGACAGAAUGGAAGAAUUUUCCCUGAACUGCACGAUGUUAUGCCUUUUCCUGAUGCCAGUGGCUUUGAGCAGGGGCUCCGAUCUCCAAAACACUUUGAUUUUCUUAUGUUCCCCAGUUCUGAAAACCUGUCAAGCAUACAGGCAGGGUUGGAGAGCACCUACUCUAGCUUUAAGCAGAAGAGAAUCUUAAAACUUCAAGGAUCACAAUACCAGGGCAUCUCCAUUGGCAAGUCAAAGCUUCCUGUAACAGAAGGAUAUAAAUCUGUGCCAUAAGAAGUGGAAGAAGGAAAAAAUUUAACGGUUAUGUGACACUAACAGUUAUGAUGACCAUCUGUAUAAAUAGUAUUGACCUUGACAAUCUCUCAAAACAGAGGACAGCAAAAUUGUUAGUGCCAUAGAAAAAUAGUGUUUUCCAGAUAGUCUGCUAUGCAGAUUGGCACAGCGUCCUGGAUUGUAAAGGAAUGAUGCCAGGUUAUAGCAGCAUGCAGGUAUCUUUCAGGAGGUGCCGCCUUAUAUAUCUGUCAUACACCAAGCCAAAGUAGGAGCAACUGUUUGUUCUAAGAUACAUGAAGUGACUUCCUGAGAUGACCUUCUGAGGAGUGCAUUACAGAGCUCUGGAGAGCUUGAGGGUGGUAUGUACAGAGGGGGGCACACCUCUGAACUGCCUUGACUGCCCUGAGACAUUCCACUGAAGCUGACGUUUAUGUUAAAUGACUUCAUGCUGAUUGCAUUAUUGCAGUAAAUACUAAAUGAAUCUGAUGUUGAAUGUUUACAUUUCUUUCUCGAUAACUCUAUGUUAAUAUUACAUUAAUUAUUCCUUACUUACAAUGCUGUUGAAUGUUGAUAAAGGCUGAAUUGCUACUUGAAAUGCUGAUCCUGACAGUCCUGUGGCAGGUGCUAAAAUGUGAUUUCCAAGUCUUAGGGGAAAAGAAGGAAUACAUUACUACUUCUGAUUUAGCAGACUUCAGAAGAAGCAUA